AUGGAUGAUAUUCUCCGUAUAGCAGAGGUCCUGUAUGGUGGUCUGUGUCGUCAGAUAGGGACACCGACAGAAGUGGCCAUCAGGAGGGACAUCAAGGACAUGGAGGAGAUGAUAAUGAAAUCUUUUUAUAAUAAAAGAGGAUGUGUUUUAAUAAAUAGUGGUAGUUAUAGAGAGGGAUUUAGAUUUAGUUCAUCUGACAUGGAUACAAUGCUCUGGUGGUGUAAAUAUAAAUUAAUAACUGACAUCUCUCAAGCUGAAGUUUACAGUUCAUCAAAACAUAAUAUCAUAUUAAUUGAAGAUUCAGACACACCACCAGGAUUUGUCAGACUAGAGCUUCUGACAUCCACACGAAACGAUUUCGUGAUUUCGUGUCUUGCUUCCUUUAAUGGCAGAUAUUAUAUAUCUAGUUCUUUGUGGACAGAAAGACAUUUUCAGAUCUUUUCGAAGGUCAAACGUAACCAAACACAGAAUUUCACCAUUCAUGGUCCUUGCACGAGCGGUUUCUAUGGACCUAUAAAAUUCGAUCAUGCUAUAUGUUUUUCCACUUUAUUUUGGCCAAAGACAUUCAAUGUUUGGAUUGACAGAUGUCUGAGAUAUAUUUGGCCGUCUGCACCUGUGAUGGAAAAAAUUCUAAGAAAUGGAUGUCACUGCGUGCCGAUUGGAAGUAAAAUUGUAUCGACUUCUAACGAAUUAGAAUGGAGAUUAUCGUUUUCUCAAGCCGAACAACAACUAGUGUAUAACAUGAAUCAUACACAAUUUUUAUGUUAUGGACUUCUGAAAAUAUUUUCAAAGGAAGUUAUCAAUCACAGGGAGGAACCAUUACUGUGUUCAUAUUACAUGAAGACCACGAUGUUCUGGAUGAUACAACUUGGACAUUUAAGAUGGUGCCCGAACAAUUUAUUGAAUUGCUUCUGGAAGUGUUUUAAAUAUCUUAUUCACUGUGUUUAUCGUGGAGUGUUUCCUAAUUUUUUUGUUCCACAGAACAAUAUGUUCAAAAACAAAGUAGUCGGUGAUGCACGCGAAUCUCUUUUACAACAGCUUUAUCAGUAUUACAGGAUGGGUGUGUCCUGUCUUCUGCUUAGUCCGACGCUCAGGCCAAUUCUAGAACUAGCUCUCAGUAGCCCGUUCGUUGUAUUAUCUUCUGAUGUGGGAGAAAUGAUAGAUAUUUCAACGACAGAUAUGUGUUGCAAAACAGGGAAAUAUGAUAAGACAUUCCAUAUCACUGUUCUCACUAAACAAAGAAUGUCACAGUCCGUCAAUAUGUAUAGAGAUACCACUGACAGACUAGGUAAUAAAUAUCAGUGUUUACAGUCACUGAAAGACCUACAGAAACUGCUGCUCUAUGAUGAUGGGACAUAUGUUCCCUUAAAAUUCAGAGACAUAUCCUGGCAGAUACUAGGAAUCUGUCAGCAUAUGCUUUAUCAGUAUUACAGAAUGGGUGUGUCCUGUCUACAGCUAAGUCCGACUCUCAGAUCAAUCCUAGAAGCAGCCCUAGGUGACACGUCUUUUGUGUUAUCCUCUGUUGAGGGAGAAUUUAUAGCUACUGCAGAUAUAGAUUUGUGUGGCAGUUAUGAAAUAUUGUUUGUUGUUAAGAAAGUGACUGUGGGAGUCAGCAAGAGCUGUAAAGAGCCGAACUGUAGGAACUGCGCUGUAAGAGCCAGUAUUAAAGAAAAGAGCUGUAGGAGCCGGUAUUCAAAGAGCCAAGCUGUAAGAGCCGGUAACCAUAAGAGCCGAGCUAUCCACUUCAGUAAGAAGUGUCUAAAAACUGAUGCCGUCCCAUCUGUAUUUCCGUGGAUCCAGAAUGCACCUCCCAGAAAACCUCCCAGAGAACGUCACCACUUACCUCCAAGUAGGAAAAUUCUAAGAGAACUUCCAAGUAAUCUUGUUGACCAGCUUGAGAGAACAGAACCAGAGAAUCAUGAGAUAGACUCCACAGAUACCCAUAGUUAA
This is a messenger RNA of Saccostrea echinata, 1950 nucleotides long. RefSeq lists its product as uncharacterized. The transcript is spliced from 6 exons. NCBI's taxonomy places the organism in Eukaryota, Metazoa, Mollusca, Bivalvia, Ostreida, Ostreidae. The coding region runs from base 1 to 1950 and encodes 649 amino acids. The record is from RefSeq and is a predicted model, not a curated record.